This is a messenger RNA of Solanum pennellii, 2797 nucleotides long. RefSeq names its product RNA demethylase ALKBH10B. The record is from RefSeq and is a predicted model, not a curated record. Gene Ontology annotation, biological process: mRNA catabolic process. Lineage: Eukaryota; Viridiplantae; Streptophyta; Magnoliopsida; Solanales; Solanaceae. Gene Ontology annotation, molecular function: demethylase activity; mRNA binding. Bases 390 to 2375 code for a protein of 661 amino acids. The transcript has 9 exons.
GAUUGUGGAAUUCGUUGAGUGAGAGAGAGUGAGUCAAAAACAGAAAGCCACAAAGAAACCACCAUUUUUAGGACCAGAAAUACGCGUGCUCAAUAAGCCAAAAUUCUUCUUCUUCUUCAUCUUCAACCUUUUCUGGAUCUUCACACAGUGACCUUUUUCAGAUCUCACACAUUCCCAUAGUUUCUUUUCUGGGUUGUGACCAACAAUUCAAACUUUUCACAGAUUUAUUGUCGUUUUUUCAACAACCCCAUUCGGUUUUUCUCCAGAUCUGAUGAAAAUGAGCUGAUUUUUGAUACCCCUUUAGUUUAAUAUACUAGAAUAUAUAUUUAUAUUAGUAGAUAGUAACAUUUUCUGAUUGAUUUAUUUUUUCUUCACUAAGUGAUCAAGAAAUGCAAUCGGGAAAUGCUGCGGUGGCGGUGGCGGUGGCGGUGCCGGAGAAAAUGCACAGCAAUGGAGGAGGAGGAGAGGCGGUGGCAGUGCCGCGACAGCAUCAGCAUCAACAGCAAUGGUUUCAUCCUCAGCAAGUGGAUGAGAGGGACGGGUUUAUAUCGUGGUUAAGAGGGGAAUUCGCAGCAUCAAAUGCUAUAAUUGAUGCGUUGUGUCAUCAUCUUAGGUUAGUAGGGGAACCUGGUGAGUAUGAUGGAGUGAUUGGGUGUGUACAACAAAGGAGGGCUAAUUGGAAUAGUGUGCUCCAUAUGCAGCAGUAUCAUUCAGUGGCUGAGGUGAUCUAUUCAUUACACCAGGUGGAAUGGAUGAAGCAGCAAAAGGGUUUUGAUGGAGGGGUUAAUAAGGUGGGAAAGAGGAAUGGGUCUAGAGGAGGAGUAGGAGGAGGAGGGGGUUGGAAAAGUGAGGGAUUGAAAGAUGGAAAAGAGAGUCAGGGUCAGAAUUUUUCUUUGGAUGCUCAUAGUAAAACCAAUGAGGUUGAAAAGAUUGAUGUUGUAGAAGUGAAGCAAGGGGACAAGAAAGAUGAUUGUGCUUACCAAAGCUCACCUACUUUGUUUACGCGGUGUCACACUGGGGAAUUGGCUGCAAAACCAGAAGCAAAUAGCUCAGUGAAGAGUUCAGUUUGCACAGAAGCUGGUGACUCACAAGGUGAAGUAGACAAAACUGAUGAUAAACGUGAUUCAAACUCUGAAGGGUCUUCUAAUGUGGAGAGCGAAUCCCAUUCCAUCCAAAUACCAACUGAGAAGCAGAAUGUUGUACCAAAAACUUUUGUUGCUACAGAGAUAUACGAUGGAAAACCGGUUAAUGUUGUUGAUGGCAUGAAACUUUACGAGGAAUUGCUUAGCAGUUCAGAAGUGUCAAAACUGGUUACAUUGGUAAAUGAUUUGAGAGCUGCUGGUAGAAGAGGACAGCUUCCUGCACAGGCAUUUAUUGUGUCCAAGAGACCUAUGAAGGGGCAUGGAAGGGAGAUGGUCCAGUUGGGCCUUCCCAUUGUAGAUGCACCUCCCGAGGAAGAAUCUGCCAUUUCAACAUACAAAGACCGGAAAACGGAAGCAAUACCUGGCCUUUUCCAAGAUGUUAUUGAUCAACUGAGUGCUAUGCAAGCAUUGUCUGUGAAGCCGGAUGCUUGCGUUAUUGAUAUCUUCAAUGAGGGGGACCACUCACAGCCUCAUUUAUGGCCUUAUUGGUAUGGACGACCAAUAUCUACUCUGUUCUUGACAGACUGUGAAAUGACUUUUGGUAAGGUGAUUGGUGUGGAUCAUCCAGGCGAUUAUCGAGGCUCUCUCAAACUGUCUCUUGCACCAGGGUCUGUACUUGUAAUGCAGGGAAGAUCAACUGAAUUUGCGAAAUAUGCAAUUCCAUCCAUCCGGAAGCAGCGAAUGCUCGUUACUUUUACAAAGUUACAGCUGAGAAGAAUCAAGUCUGGUGAUAGUCAACGUUUCCCUUCAUCAGCAGGAGGUCCCGUCUCCCAGUGGGUUCCUCCUAGCAGGUCAUCAAAUCAUAUACGUCGUCCUUUUGGGCCCAAGCAUUAUGGCUCCAUGCCAACAACUGGUGUAUUACCUAUUCCAGGUGUUCGUCCGCAGUUUGCUCCUGCAAAUAUGCAGCCAAUUUUUGUUCCCGCUACGGUUGCACCAGCUAUGCCUUUUCCAGCACCAGUUGCCCUUCCACCUGCCUCAGCUGGAUGGGCUGUACCCCCUAUUAGGCAUCCCCCACCGCGACUGCCACUCCCUGGCACUGGCGUUUUCCUUCCUCCAGGCUCUGGAACAUCAUCCACUGACAACAUUCCUGCUGAAAAUACUGGUCCUCUUAGUGACGAAACUGUUUCUCAGAAAGUCAACUCAGAUAGUAGUGAAGUACAAACACAAGACUGCAAUGGAAAGGCAGAUGUUAGUGAUGCAGAGAAAGCAGUGGCUUGUGAAGAACAACACUAACAUGCUGAUUUCAUAAAGCAAGGUGGAAAAAUGGCAAAUGCAUCGAUGGAGCAGAAGGUUUACGCUACAAACUGCAGUGAGUUUGAAGAAAAUGUAAAGAGCAGAACAGCAAUUGUUCAGAGUUAUACUUCCAGCAGAGCAAGGGAAGGAGAGUUAUCUCUUCUUCAUGCUCUUCCUUUUUGUUGUCUUGUCAGACAUAAUUAUACAUAUAUAUAUAUAUAUCUUAUAUUAGAUGAGCAACUUAGUUACAAAACUUUAUUGUAGCUUCACAGAAAAAUUUCAACUCAUUAUAUAAAAGUAAUGAGUAGUAGUAUUUCUCUUCUCAUAUAUAUAUAUAUAUGAAUUCAGAAAAAACUUGUAGGCUAAAAUGAACUCUUGACAUUUUCUUCUUUGAUGAUGUCUAAUUAAUUUUCUUUUUUCCA